CUGAACUGCCGGAAGUACAAGGGAAGAGCGUAAAAACGAAAAGUUUCAUUGGCUUUAGCUGUAAGGCGACACCAAUAUCGACGGAGGGUUUUUAAAAAUAAUAAAUUGGUUGCUGAAAAGAAGUUUAAUGUAAACUAGACUGCAAAAAUCGAACCGUUUUGGGAGAGCACUGGUUUUCGUUUAGUUUACUUUUAGGUACGAUGGGGCUGCCUACACUGGAGUUCAGCGAUUCUUUUUUGGAUAGCCCUGAUUUCAGGGAACGUCUGAAAUGUCAUGAAAUUGAGUUGGAUCGGACGAACAAAUUCAUCAAAGAACUCAUCAAAGAUGGGAAUAUGCUCAUCACUGCGUUGAAAAACCUCUCUGCGGCUGUACAGACGUUCUCUCAGUCGCUCCAGGAGUUCCAGUUUGAAUGCAUCGGGGACGCAGAGACAGACGAUGAGAUCAAUAUCGCUCAGUCUUUCAAGGAGUUUUCCCAGUUGUUGAAUACAGUUGAAGAAGAAAGAAGACGAUUGAUACAGAAUGCAGAUGAUGUCUUGAUCACACCGCUGGAAAAGUUCCGGAAGGAGCAAAUUGGCGUCGCAAAAGAAGGAAAGAAGAAAUUUGACAAGGAAACUGAAAAGUACUAUUCAGUUUUGGAGAAGCACCUUAAUUUAUCAUCUAAAAAGAAAGAAGCUUUCUUACAAGAGGCAGAUGCCCAGAUUGACAGAGAGAGGCAGGUCUUUUAUGACGCCUCUCUUGAGUAUGUCUUCAAAAUUCAGGAGGUUCAGGAAAAGAAGAAGUUUGAAUUUGUUGAACCUCUCCUGGCUUUCCUCCAGGGCCUGUUUACCUUUUACCAUGAGGGCUAUGAGCUGGCGCAUGAAUUUGAGCCCUACAAGCAACAGCUGCAGUUCAAUUUACAGAACACGAGAAACAACUUUGUGAGCACCAGGCAGGAAGUUGAGAAGCUGAUGAGGAGGAUGAAGACAGCAGACCAGGACUACAAAGCACCAGGCCAGUGGACCAUGGAGGGUUUUCUGUACAUCCAGGAAAAGCGGCCGCUGGGAUGCAGCUGGAUUCGGCACUACUGUACUUACGAGAAAGGAAGCAAGACGUUCACAAUGAGUAACUCAGAAAAUAAAUCAGCUGGCAAGCAGAAUGGGCUGGUCACAAGUCCCCCCGAGAUGUUCAAACUCAAGUCCUGUAUCCGGAGGAAGACCGACUCCAUUGACAAGCGAUUCUGCUUCGAUGUUGAGGUGGUGGAGAGGCAUGGCAUCAUCACGCUGCAGGCACUGUCUGAGUCUAACAGGCGGCUCUGGCUCGAGGCCAUGGAUGGCAAGGAGCCGAUAUACACCCUUCCGGCAUUUCUGAGCAAGAAAGAAGAGAUGUUUCUGAAUGAAGCUGGUUUUAAUUUUGUGAGGAAGUGCAUUCAUCUAGUGGAGAUGAGGGGGAUUAACAUCAUGGGACUCUACAGAAUAGGAGGUGUGAACUCCAAAGUUCAGAGGCUCAUGACCUCUGUGUUCACUGCAAAAGCUCCCACAGACAUGGACCUUGAUCCGGAUAUAUGGGAUAACAAGACCAUCACCAGUGGCUUGAAAAAUUACCUUAGAUGCCUUGCGGAGCCUCUCAUGACAUACCGGCUUCACAAAGACUUCAUAAUGGCAGUCAAGUCAGAUGACCAGAACUACAGGGUCCGUGCUGUCCAUGCCUUGGUCCACAAGAUACCGGACAAGAACAAAGAGAUGCUGGACAUCCUGAUUAAACACCUUGUCACGGUGUCCAAGCACAGCCAGAGUAACCUCAUGACGGUGUCAAACCUGGGAGUGAUCUUCGGCCCCACGCUCAUGCGCUCCCAGGAGGAGACCGUGGCAGCCAUGAUGAACAUCAAAUUCCAGAACAUUGUGGUGGAGAUCCUCAUUGAAAACUAUGAGAAGAUCUUUCAGGAAGCCCCUGAUCCUAAUGUCCCCCUGCCUCAGCCACAGCCCCGCUCCAGUUCCCGCCGGAGUAAGGCCAUCUGCCUGUCUACAGGGCCCAGGAAGCCCAGGGGCCUGUACACGCCCACUCUGUGCCUGGCCGACGCGGACAGCGACACGUUCAGCAGCAGCCCGGGCAGCACCCCAAUGGGCAGCAUCGAGUCCCUCUCCUCCCACUCCUCCGAGCAGAACAGCUUGUCCAAAAUGUGCUUGUCCUCACAGCCUCCAGACAUGCCCACUUCCCCCCCCCCCAAUGUAGGCCCCUGCUGGCCGGCCUUGCAGGCUCCCUCUAACGGACCCAAGAGCCCCUUGAGCACCGCCAGCACCCCAGGCACCAUCAGCUCACUGGGCACCACCAGCCCUGAAUCCAGCUCCAAGGAGGACACCGCCAAGACGGACGGCGAAUCCGGGGAUGCCCAGAGUCUGUCCUCAGUCACAGCAGCGGGGAGAAGCUCCCCUGGCUCCACCAGUGCCACACCUCUCAACUGCUCUGCCGCUCCCUCCCUCCACUCUCUGCAUAUAUCGGAAGGUCAGGGAAGCCACAGUGGUUCUGUUCAGAGUCUGGUGUCGCUGGACCUGAGGGACAGCCCCAAACCCCACAUCCACCCCGACCUGCCCCCCAAACUGGUCAGACGCCGCAGAGUGGACGCCUCCUCCAGCAACGGCUACCAGAGACCUGGAUCCAUUGUCGCAGCAAGAGCCAUGCUCUUUGGAAAUCCUGUGAUCUCACAGCCGACUCCUGCUGGGAGAGAUGCAAAGGCCAUGUACUCCUGCAAGGCUGAACACAGCCAUGAGCUGAGCUUCCCCCAGGGGGCAAUCUUUUCAAAUGUAUACUCUUCAGUGGAACCCGGCUGGCUCCAGGCAACAUAUGAUGGAAAGACGGGGCUAAUCCCAGAGAAUUAUGUCAUCUUUCUCUAACAAGUUCUGAAGACUGGUACAUUUCAUGGUAUCCAUGGUUCUAAUAUCCUGUACAGUGAGCAAGGUAAAGGCAGCUCCCCAGUAGCAUGGCUGCUCCUAUGAAUUCUGUACAUAGUUGUUAUGCGGGAAAAGACGAGCCUCAUCUAUAAAGUAUAUUUAGUUUUGUAAUAUAUACACAUGUGAUAUGAUGAGGAUAUUCCUUUCUGUAUAUGUAAUUAUAUAAGGUGAAAAUAAUGUUUUACAUCUUUUCUGACAGUCAGAUAUAGUCAAAACAAUAUUUUAGGAAGUUUAAUCAAGCCUAUAAUAAUCAUUUCUAAUUCAGAAUUGCCUCAGCUCUAAAGUACUUUAUUUAAAUGUUUUACAGACUACCGCUGCUUUCAGAGCACUUUCUAAUCACUUUUUUCUGCAGCCUGUUACAGUCCAUCAGUAUUAAGGUACCACAGAGUAAUUGUCUUUCUGUAUUAUUCAUCAUAGUGUUUCUGUGUUAAAAGGCACCAUGGGUCUGUUAUCUAAAACAUCAUUAGUUUACCAAACAGAUGUGAUUGCCUUUGGUUGACUAUUUGUUUUGCGCAGUAUUUGAAACCAAACUGCAUAAUUAUUUGCCGCAAUCAUGAACUACGUCAACAAGGCCCAAAGGGCAUAGAACAUGUCAUGUUUUAUGUGCCAUGCAACUACCCUGUGGGCCCUCUAAUUUCCAAUAAAAGCUGACUGGGCAUAUUGAGCAUCUCGGUAUUAAUAUUGCACCCAAAAUUCAAUUCAGUCUAAUCAUUCAUUUUUGUGAACAGUGUACAGCAUCUUGUAAAAAGAAAUUGAAAGCUCACUUAAAUGAGUUUGAAAACCUGGUGAAGGGAAUAAGGUUUUGUAUAAUCUCUGAAGAGAGGGAUGGCGGAACUCCGCCAACCUCUAUUUUGGCUCUCCGUCCGUCCAGGAGCAGAGAUUUAUCCAGAAUGCUUUUCUCAUGGAGAGAGUGGCUGUGAGUUGUAUGCCAAAAUAAGUUGUGCACUUUGCACUGUGUUGAUCAGUUGUGGACUUUUAAUAACCGUCAAGGUACGUUGUUGCAUGUUUGCACUGUUUUGUUUGUUAUUUUGCUGUUUUGCGCCGUGUUGUUUGUUAUUUUGCUGUUAUUUCCACCAUCCCUCUCUGCCUCUAAUCAGUUUAACUGUGGUACACAAUGUCAUUUUUCUCAUUUGAACAAAUUUGACCAUUAUUUUUGUUUGUUGUAAUUUCAUUUCAAAUGUUGUAUUAACACUAAAUGCAAACAAAAGGAAAAAUGGGCAUUAUGAAUUUAACAGACUGAAAUUAAAUUGUGUCCUACAAUGUUGGUUUGUAGACUAGCUGACUGAAUUGCAGUUAUUGUUAUAUGCUGUUCAAACAUAUGUGUGUAACUCCCUUCAAUCAUAUUUAUAAAAAUGUGCAUGUUUUUAAAAUAAGAGAAUAACUUGAGGAUAUACAUAAUUUUACCAUCUCUAAAUUAAUCCACCAUCUUAAUGUUCUCCUGAAGAGAGCAAAUAAUGUUAUCCUUUAGGCAAAUAAAGACUCAUUGGGUGGGCCUCAUUCACAAAACUUUCAUAAAAUUGCAUGAAAAGCCAAUGAGGAUUCACAAAACGUGCAGAGAACUUUGUUUGUGUGCAUAUCUCUGGAGGAUGAAUGUCAAUUGUGUGUAAAUUGGAUGCAUGUAGCCUACUUGUUUAUGUGGUAUUACAUGAACAUUACAGCCCAGCAAUCCCAUAAACAGCAAUCCCAUAAAAGGCAUGAGCCAUUCAGCAUUCAGCUUCAGCAAUUCAUCACUCUGCAAUCAUCACGCUCUCUCCCCAAGGCAUGAUUAGCCAAUUAUACCACAGGGUACAGUGCAUCCAGAAAGUAUUCACAGCGCUUCACUUUUCCCACAUUUUGUUUUGUUACAGCCUUAUUCCAAAAAUAAAUUUUUGCAAAUUUAUAAAAAAAAAUAAUAAAUAAAAAUAAAUCACAUUUACAUAAGUAUUCACAGCCUUUGCUCAAUACUUUGUUGAUGCACCUUUGGCAGCAAUUACAGCCUCAAGUCUUUUUGAAUAUGAUGCCACAAGCCUGGCACACCUAUCUUUGGGCAGUUUCACCCAUUCCUCUUUGCAGCACCUCUCAAGCUCCAUCAGGUUGGAUGGGGAGCGUCGGUGCACAGCCAUUUUCAGAUCUCUCCAGAGAUGUUCAAUCGGAUUCAAGUCUGGGCUCUGGCAGGGCCACUCAAGGACAUUCACAGAGCUGUCCUGAAGCCACUCCUUUGAUAUUUUAGCUGUGUGCUUAGGGUCGUUGUCCUGCUGAAAGAUGAACCGUCACCCCAGUCUGAGGUCAAGAGCGCUCUGGAGCAGGUUUUCAUCCAGGAUGUCUCUGUACAUUGCGACAUUCAUCUUUCCCUCCAUCCUGACUAGUCUCCCAGUUCCUGCCGCUGAAAAACAUCCCCACAGCAUGAUGCUGCCACCACCAUGCUUCACUGUAGGGAUGGAAGCUCUGACAGAGUGACCAUCGGGUUCUUGGUCACCUCCCUGACUAAGGCCCUUCUCCCGAUUGCUCAGUUUAGACGGGCGGCCAGCUCUAGGAAGAGUCCUGGUGGUUCCGAACUUAUUCCAUUUAUGGAUGAUGGAGGCCACUGUGCUCAUUGGGACCUUCAAAGCAGCAGACAUUUUUCUGUACCCUUCCCCAGAUUUGUGCCUUGAGACAAUCCUGUCUCGGGAGGUCUACAGACAAUUCCUUUGACUUCAUGCUUGGUUUGUGCUCCGACAUGCACUGUCAACUGUGGGACCUUAUAUAGACAGGUGUGUGCCUUUCCAAAUCAUGUCCAGUCAACUGAAUUUACCACAGGUGGACUCCAAUUAAGCUGUAGAAACAUCUCAAGGUUGAUCAGUGGAAACAGGAUGCACCUGAGCUCAAUUUUGAGCUUCAUGGCAAAGGCUGUGAAUACUUAUGUACAUGUGAUUUCUUAGUUUUUUAUUUUUUAAUAAAUUUGCAAAAAUCUCAAAAAAAACUUUUUUCACUUUUGUCAUUAUGGAGUAUUGUGUGUAGAAUUUGGAGGAAAAAAAUGAAUUUAAUCAAUUUUGGAAUAAGGCUGUAACAUAACAAAAUGUGGAAAAAGUGAAGCGCUGUGAAUACACCAUUGCUACAUGAUUUGUUUGACUAUGCCCUUGUGGGACUUUAUAUAUCAUAAUCAAUCAGUUUUAUCAAUGAACAAAAUUAAUUACAUUUGCCUUCCCAACAAGGUUAUUGCUAGCUAAAACAAAGAUGAACAAUUUUAAAAAUCAUUAAUAAAAAUUAGUUUUGAGGUUAUUCAGUUAAUGUAGUUAAAUAGCAAUCGCCUCUUUAACCAUUUUAGGUCUCAGAUCACAAAUAUGUGAUUAGAAUGUUCUAAACUGAACAUAAGGCGGCACGGAUGGUGCAGUGGGUAGCACUGCCACCUCACAGCAAGGAGGUCCUGGGUUCGGGUACUCCGGUUUCCUCCCACAGUCCAAAGACAUGCAGGUUAGGCUAAAUUGCCCAUAGGUAUGAGUGUGUGCGUGAAUGGUGUGUGUGCCCUGCGAUGGACUGGCGACCUGUCCAGGGUGUAUUCCUGCCUUUCGCCCAAUGUAUGCUGGGAUAGGCUCCAGCCCCCUGCGACCCUGUUCAGGGUAAGCAGGUUCAGAUAAUGGAUGGAUGGAUGGAUGAACUGAACAUUCUACUGCUGAUGUAACAAUCACUACUUGUAACUGAAAGUUACAACACGGAUAUUAGUGCUGCUUCCGUUUCAGCUUUUGUUUAAUAUUAAUAUAUUUGAAUAGUUAUUAAAUUAGGUCUUAAUGAUGUAUGUAGCAACUUAAAAUUACUUGAAAUAAAUAAAUCCAAUCAUCAUUGCAUAUUCCUUUUCAAACAUGCAUAAGUUUUGAUCUUCUGAAAAAACGAAUCCUGAUGAGAAAAAGCGACGAAUGCUGAAACAUGAGAACAUUCUUAAGCACUGUUAACUGUUAAUCUGAUGAAACACACAAGUUUUGUGAAGGAAGCAUAGGAUAAUGGGAUUAGUACAAAGAGCAGAUUGCAUGUGUCAAUUCUUUAAGAGAUCACUUUGGAAAAAUGCCACUUACACUGUAUACUGAAUUUUUACAUUCUAUUUUCCUACUACACUGGUGUACUAGCAUUGUCCAUAUUGCAUUACUGCAAAAAGUAAUUAAUAUUCUAAUAAAUAAUAUUAUAAUAAUUCAGUUGUUUAAAUGAGCUUGAUAUUUUAAUAUUUGUUAGUAUUAUCACUGUAUGUUAAGCACUCUCUGUUUUAUGUAUUGAAAUAAAAAGAAAAUAUUUUCAGGAUUUGUCCUAUCUAAAAAUAAAAGUGCAGCUCAUAAAACUA
Molecule: messenger RNA, 7209 nt
Organism: Conger conger (European conger)
Lineage: Eukaryota; Metazoa; Chordata; Actinopteri; Anguilliformes; Congridae
Gene: arhgap42a
Product: Rho GTPase activating protein 42a
Exons: 24
Coding region: 201-2867 (888 amino acids)
Biological process (GO): signal transduction
Cellular component (GO): cytoplasm
Molecular function (GO): protein binding; GTPase activator activity
Source: RefSeq, a predicted model, not a curated record